AUGGCUCUCGUCACUCUGGCACUGGCCGUCACGGCCAUUUUAGUGGUAAAAUACAUUGAAGCAUCGCGGCAAGAGAGAAGGUCCGCGACGAGGAAGCUUCCAGGCCCGAGAGGUCUACCGCUGAUCGGAAAUAUCCAUCAACUACCGAAUAAGUGCAGCUGGCUCAAAUUUCACGAGUGGGCCGUCAAGUACGGUCCCAUCUAUCAGGUCAACCUCGCAGGCACAAAUCACGUAUGGAUCUCUCGCGACAAAGAAGCGCAUGAUCUUCUUUCGAAGCGCAGUGCCAUAUACUCUGAUCGACCGUUCAUUCCGGCAUUGGAACAUGACAAUCGGACAUCUGGACAAUACCUGCCGCUCAUGAGCAAGAAUGCUCUCUGGUCUCGACAGCGCAGGUUCGCCAAGCAAAUAAUGGAAAGAUCUCAGAAGGAUGGUUUCUACUCCUACCCUGAGCUUGAAGCGAUUCGUCUAUUGUUCGAAUUGAUCAACGAUCCUUCGGCAUAUAACACGUCGAUGGAAUCAUUUGUCGCAAGGGUCACAAGUCGACUGGCUUGGGGGACAUCAGUGGGAGCGGACGAGCUUAAGCAACGUGCUCGUGAGUUGCUUAUUGGUGUCUCUCCUACUGGUGCCCUUGGGAACAAGCUACCAGCUGUGAUGUCGCUUCCUGAGAGUCUCUCGCCCGCCAAAGCCUGGGAACAUCGACGCGGCAGAACUGAGCGCAAGUUCUUCCAGACUAUGCAAGAUAACGUCCGUCAUAGCCUGGACGCUACGGAGCAACUAAGAAUGUCAUGGACACGCAUGUUUCUGGAGAACAAACGUUUGUGGGGCUUUUCAGACGACCUGGAAGGCGCCUUUGCAGUAGGCAUGCAUGGAAUUGCCGGCGCACUGACCAUUGCGGCUCCCAUGCAAAGCUUCUGCCUUGCCCUAUGCCAUUUUCCUCAGCAUCAAGCAAUGCUUCACGAGGAAGUCGAUCGUGUGCUUGGAGACCGCUUACCCACCACAGCUGAUAUGCCGAAAAUGCCAGUGCUUAGGGCAUUCAUUCGAGAGACUCUACGCUGGCGUCCUCCCGUCCCAACUGGCAUCCCUCACGCUCUGACCGACGAUGAUAUUUACAAGGGCUAUCAUAUCCCCAAGGGAUCAGUCAUUCAUCCUCUCGAAUGGUCGAUUUCUCGGGACCCAGAAGUGUUCCCGGAUGCAGAUACCUGGAAUCCGCUCCGAUGGCUCGACUCGGAAUAUCCUACAUAUCAAGAGCCGCUCACGCAAUUUCCAACAAUCACGCAGUAUUCACAGUUCGGAUACGGACGUCGCAUCUGCCAAGGCAUGGGAGUUGCUGAAGCUGAUCUGUUCGUUGGGCUUGGCAGUGUCGCUUGGCUCUUCUCGAUAUCGAAGGAACAGGAACAGGAACCCGGCCCAGCUUACGUCGACAAUGACCCUACUCUCAACUUCUCCACCUUACUGAUCGCGAAGCCUCUGCCUUUCAAAUUCGACUUGCGUGUCCGGAACCAGGCGCGUGCUGAGCAGGUGACCAGAGCUUUCUUGGAGCAGAAGGAGAAAGGUGAAUUUGAAGAAGAGAGAGUCUUCUGGAAGAAUAAUAACCAGGGUGAUGCUGAAGUUGGGUAA
Molecule: messenger RNA, 1617 nt
Organism: Pseudocercospora fijiensis CIRAD86
Lineage: Eukaryota; Fungi; Ascomycota; Dothideomycetes; Mycosphaerellales; Mycosphaerellaceae
Exons: 4
Coding region: 1-1617 (538 amino acids)
Molecular function (GO): heme binding; iron ion binding; monooxygenase activity
Source: RefSeq, a predicted model, not a curated record